This is a messenger RNA of Paralichthys olivaceus (Japanese flounder), 5917 nucleotides long. NCBI's taxonomy places the organism in Eukaryota, Metazoa, Chordata, Actinopteri, Pleuronectiformes, Paralichthyidae. The record is from RefSeq and is a predicted model, not a curated record.
CGUGUUGCUGGUGUAAUCAGUGGGAGCACGCCUGCACAGUGUUAACGCUGCCUCCACCACAUGUGCGCUGCCUUGUGUUUCCCCAGGCUUUCACUUGAGUGUGCAUGAGGGCAUUUUGUGCGCUAGACUACUGUGCAAGGUUCGGCGCAACAAGUUUGCAGGAGCCCCAGCGCGCCGCCGUGCACACAGGUUCACUUUGCUUUGGCUGGAGCAGAGAGGAGAGGGGCUCCGCUCGUCUGUCUGUCUGUCACCACAAAGUCCCUCUACGUGAGCGCAGCGUCGCAGCCAAGCGCGCGCACACACACUCUCACACAGAUUAGUGUGCCACAAAUUCGUGACUCCGCGCCAGAUGCAGUUUGCUCCCCACAGCGCGUGUUACUGAAUGGAGAUCGCGGAGGCAAGAGGAGCAUCUAAGUGCGUGGAGAAAAUGGAGAAAGUGGCACCUAAGAAGCGACGGCAUUGCAGCACGACCCUGCUGAACAUAAUCUCGUCUUUAUGUUCGGUGGGGUCCGUCGCCUUCUGCGUCCUUCUGAGCAUUAACGCAGCGGACAUUCAGAACCGGGUUGUGGAUUUGGAGAAUGUGAAUGGCGGCCAGCCCUUUAUCCGCGCCACCGGUUACUCCACGGAUGAUUUGAACUCACUGGUUCAGCAGAGAGUUGAUGAGCUGCUCUCGCAGCGCUCCUAUGAAAAUUUUGUCAAGAUUCGGACUGCCAGACAAACAUCACCUGAAUGCAACUGCCCUCCAGGACCUCCGGGAAAGCGAGGAAGAAGAGGCCGCGAUGGAGAACCUGGACCUCCUGGUCCUCCGGGUCCAAAGGGUGAAAAGGGGGAUCAAGGCGACCAGGGACCACGGAUGGUCUUCCCUAAGAUCAAUCAUGGCUUUCUUUCCGCUGACCAGCAGCUCAUAAAGCGACGGCUCAUUAAGGGAGAUCAGGGGCAGGCCGGACCGCCUGGGCCUCCGGGGCCACCAGGCCCUCCAGGGCCAAGGGGGCCUCCAGGGGACACUGGGAAAGAUGGGCCCAGAGGUGUGCCUGGUCUACCAGGUGAUCUGGGGCAGCCUGGAGAAACAGGACCUGUGGGGCCUGAAGGACCAGAAGGGCCAAAGGGUUCCCUUGGACUUCCUGGAAUCCCAGGUGUUGAUGGACUGAAGGGGGAUGUAGGCAUUCCAGGAUUGGACGGUAUCCCUGGAGUCAAGGGUGAAAUGGGAGAUCAAGGUGAAAAGGGUGAUAUGGGUGAAGACGGUCCGAAAGGGGAUAUGGGGGAGAAGGGAGAUGCAGGCUCCUCCGCAGCUGGCAUCAAGGGUGAACCUGGAGAGCCUGGACGAAGUGGACACAAGGGAGAGCCAGGACUUCCAGGGCUGCCUGGACUCCCAGGGAUAAAGGGUGAGCCUGGGUUCCUCGGCCCCCAGGGAGAGCCAGGUCUUCCCGGACUCCCAGGAACGAAGGGUGAGAGGGGCGACCACGGGCCACCAGGGAAGGGUGAGCGCGGAGAAAUUGGAUACGUUGGACCAAAGGGGUCACAAGGAGAGGCCGGUACACCUGGUCCUAAAGGGUCAAAGGGGGAGACUGGAGAUAAAGGAGAUUUGGGACUCAUCGGCCCGAAGGGGCCCCCCGGGCAGAAAGGAGACCAAGGGGCCACUGAAAUCAUCGACUACAAUGGAAACAUACAGGAGGCUUUACAGAAGAUUACCACUAUUACAGUAACGGGUCCUGCUGGGCCUCCGGGGCCAAUUGGACCUCAGGGUGUAAAGGGGGAUCGAGGUAUGCCCGGUCUCCCUGGACUCGAUGGAGAAAGAGGCUACAAAGGUUCAAAAGGAGACAUGGGAAUGCCUGGAGCCUCAGGGGAGAAAGGAGCAACUGGUUUACCUGGUCUACCUGGUGUCAAUGGGCUCAAGGGAGAAAAGGGAGAUCUGGGUCUCCCUGGUCCUCAGGGUCCUUCAAUUAUUGGCUCUCCAGGGCCUCUAGGGCCCCAUGGACCGCCAGGACCCAUGGGACCCCACGGUUUCCCCGGACCAAAGGGUGAAUCUGGAUUGCAUGGUUUGAAGGGGAUGCGAGGGGAACCGGGACACAAAGGGGAUCGUGGACCUCUGGGUCUCCCUGGAGCCUCCGGCUUGGACGGCAAGCCCGGAAUUGGGGGCAUGGAUGGACCGUCAGGUCCAGCUGGUCCCGCUGGGCCAAAGGGUGACAUAGGUGAGAGAGGAGCACAGGGUGAGCCAGGACCAAGGGGACCUUAUGGACUACCUGGAGCUGCUGGAACACCAGGCUUAGACGGGUUGCCAGGCUUAAGGGGAGAGAAAGGCGACGUUGGGGAAAGAGGAGAAAAGGGGGAGAAGGGAAAGAAGGGCAAAAAAGGGCCUAAGGGGGAGAAAGGAGAACAGGGUGCCCCUGGAUUAGAUGCACCCUGCCCAUUGGGCCCAGAUGGAUUACCAAUGCCUGGAUGCUGGCAGAAGUGAUCACUCUAACCUGAAACGCAUGGAGUUUGUAAAUAAUGCUUCUUUUAUGGUAUUUAUAGUUUUUUUUAAUGGGGGAAAAAAAGAAUAGUACAAAAGAGAAACGAAGAAGUCUAUGUGUACAAUGAUACAAAAGAGAAAAAAAAGAGAUAAUUGUCCCUAAGCUGCUUCUACUCACAACGCUGUGUGAAAAACAAAAAAACAAACACGUGUGUGUGUGUGCUCUCUCGCAUCCACGUCGCCGUGGUUGAGUUCAGAUCCUCGGCUGGCGGCAGAACUUGUCUCUUUAGAGUCUUUGCAUGGCUCAAACUGGAGCGUCGCGGCCUGACCAGAUUCUCGAUGGUGAAAGGAGACGGAGGAGGAGAAGGGGGAGGAAGGGGAUCUGGACUGGCUCUCUAACACCAAACGCUAUAGGUGUUUUGUGUUGUUUCGUCUGACCACCCCUCUCAAGCAGCAUCGUUUUCUGGAAGACUAAAAAAAGACUGUGCCAAACAGAACAUUGCACCCCUGACCCCCCCCCCCCUGCAAAAGCAUGAGUAGUGUACUGAAUCUAUAUUUAUAUGUAUUGUACAUACAUGUCACUGUUUUGUGGUUGCGUCAUGGCUUCUGCAGAGAAAGAAACACAACACUAACAUAGAAAAACAAACCCAGAGCUCUAAAUCAGUGAUUUUUUAUUUUUAUUUUUUUGCUUUCCUUCAAUCUUCCCAAGGGAGUCACGCCGUGGCUGGUAGCCUGAAAACCCUUCCGCAGAAAGUAGAGCUGUUGGUUAUUGUUGCUUUAUUGUGGUGCGGCCGGCGAGAGGGUCUGACAUCAGCAGGGUUUUUUUCACUGUUGCACUUGUGGCCAAGCGUCAGUGGCACCGCACGUCUCUGGACAGAUGGGGGAGGGGGCAGGAAAACAAAACAAGGAUUUGGGACCGGACAGGUCUACUUGGGAUCCCCCCCCCCACCCACCCUUUCUCUGUCGGAGGAUUAUGAAGGGGAGUCGUGAAGAACUGCCUCUCAGGGUCAACACUGAGAGCGUCAACAGAAUGCAAUCACUUAUAUCUUUACAUUAUUCUUUCUUUUUUUUUGCUCUCAUUCUUAAACAUUGUUUGUAUUUUGUGUAUAAUAGCCUUUGGUGCCUCAAGCUUUUAUUCAUUCCUUUUAUCAGAAACUUUAUAUGAUGUUUUUAAUUUUACGGAAUGGUGUUGAUUUCAGAAGGGGUAAGCUUUGGUUGUAUUGUAUCGAGAAGAUGCUCUGUUUCUCAUUUUAUUUUUACAGGAUGUUGAAAUAGUUGUAGCUUCAGAUUGUGUCCAUCAGCCUCCGAUCUCACUCUUGGAGAAAGAAGCUCUUUGUUUGUGCGGAACAGAUCCCGCGUUUUUCACUCUGGGAUGUCAUUUGUGCAGUGUUGUCAGUUCACUGCAUGUAUGCAGUUUAUUCUUGGAUGUUGAGCGUAAGCGUUGCUGCAGAGGAGCGCAGUUUUGUUUCAUGCAGGGACAGUCACUGGUGUUUCUGAUGUGUCGUAUUAAGGCUGAUUAUUAUCUGUUCCACCUCAUGAAUUGUCUUAAACAUAUAGAAAACACAGAAAACAUGUCAGAAUAGCUGCAAUUGUCAGUAAAUGGAACCACAAGCUAAAGCGUGGCCAGUUAUGUCACAUUCCAUAUCGGAUGGAGCAAAAAUAAUCGGAGCUAGAUUUAUUUUUCACCACAGCCUCUAGGUCGUGAAUUCAAAUUCCUCCUGACACAGUUUGUGCUAUGCGAGGUGACACUCGCAGUCUUUUUCUUCAACAUUGCAAAUAUAUAUUUGUGAGUGAUUUACUGUCAGGGCGGAUGGGAAUAAACAAAAACCAACAUUUUGUUGUGAUGUAGCAGCGACCACAAUUGGACUGGAGAGGAUGUCUGGUUUCUGUUUGAUUGUACAGUUCAUCUCAUCAUUAUAAAGAAAGGAGACACAGAUUAUAAUGGUGCUAACUGAUAGUCGGCCCAGUUCAUGUGCUCUAACAGUGGCCAGAACAACACAACAGGUUUCUUUAUUGUUGUUGGUUUUUUUUAUGUAUGUAACAUUUAAAAGUUUUUUGUGCAUAUAUUUGUGUCAGUAUUUUAAGUGGUACGUUUAUUUAUUUUUUUCUAUAAUUUCUAACAUGAAGGCAUUUUUGGUUCGGAACAGCAUUCCUCUCAGUAGUUUUGUUUUUUUGGCUUUGUUUCUUUUCCGCUGCUGCGACUUUUGGAUCGCGCAAAGGCAUUGUGAAACAGUUAUGCAAAGUGGCACAGUGUGAAGGAAGUUGGUCAGUUUUUACAAAUUACAGUGUGCAUUCAGAUUAUAGGCCUUAUAAUGGAAUACAUCUGCUUUUAUUUAAUUUAGUGCGUCAGAACGCUAAGUACGACAACAAGGUACUGGUGGCCCGAGCGUUGAUGGGCCCAGCCAAUGCAACCACGCUAAACAUCACAGCUUUUUCUCAUGCUCUCUCUCUCUGUCUCUCUCUGUCUCUCUCUCUCCUCUUUGCAUUGAAUGUAGUUUGAUAUAUGUAUAGUGGAUUAUUAUUAUUAUUACUGUACUGUUAAGAUGUGUGCUCAUUUGACAAUAAGUGCAAUUUAUACUUUGGUUAAUGUGUGUAGCAUCAAAUGCAGCUGAACUGUCACACGACCUGUGAUCUCUGUAGCUCCAUUUGUUCAGUCAUGCUACCCUGUGUUACCACUACCUGGAAAAAGAAAAUGUUUAUUUACAAAGAAACCAUUAUGAACACGGACCUUUCAUUAAGUCUCAAUUUCUAAACUGUCCCUUCACUCAUGUUUUAAAGUGAUUUCCAAUACUUCAUAUUUAGUUUUUUUUUUUAUCUUGUGUUUUGACAUCCAGCCUUUGUUACAGUAUUUGUUCUCACAAAGUGCUGUAUCUUUAGCAUGUGCAGCUACAUUUUCUAAUUGAAUUUUUUUUAUUUGAUUGAUUUUGUUUGCAUUUGUUUGAUUGUUGCAUUUCCUGGUUGAAGUUUCAUAUUUAGAUUAUUCUGCUGUUUGCAGAAGUGCCAAAAUGAUAUUUCCAUGUCAGUAUUAGCAGAGCGAGUGCACAUCUGGGUAUUUGUCAGUGCUCGGAGGUCUUUCACCUUUCAGAGCAAAGGUUUGGGAUAAUUGACUAAUUUUGCGCAUUUUUCUGAAAGACAGCACUGAUCUCUGGUGAGAAAUUGAACCUCUCAUACUUCUGUACCCUUCCGAUGCACUGCAGCCUUACUGAAGUAACUAUUUUGCCACAUUCUCUCCAAAAUAAAAACCAGUUGUGGCUCAAAAUGCAAAGUAAAAUCCACUCUUUGGCUUUUUGAGUCACAACCUCUGUUUUAUUGGGUUGUGGCACAUGUUAAGUUUAUGUUCUGCAUUUGUGUUACACUUUUUUUUUUACCCACUUGAUUGACAUUUCUUUGAAGACCCUUGUGUUCACACGAUCUCAUAUUUGAAGAUGACAUUUCAUAUGACUGUACUGUUGGAGCCAAAUAAAUGCA